CGGUAAGCAAAGGGACCGGCCUGGUUUUGAUAUUAAAGAUGUCGCCUUCUUCGUCUUUUGGGGUCUGGAAAUGUUUUCUAUCAUUAUCCAACAUUUUCUCAAAUUAUAUCUUAUUCUUGGGAUAUUCUCAAGACUUUUCUUGUGUUGACAUAUAUUUUGACCCUUGAGGUGUUAUUCGCAGCUUGAAGCGUGCCGAUUUCUUUACUUUCUCUCUCUAGUCUUCUUUCCCUUUCAAAUCUUGUACAACCCUUGAGGUAUUUUUUUCUUUGCUUCCAUUCCUGAAAAAGAAGAUUCAUCACCAUCACCAUGGACGGGGCGUACUCUUUCAAGCCAGGAGGUCCACGACCUGGAGCCCGGCCUCUUUCUAGGGUGCUUCGCGUUAUCACCGUGCUUUUCACCAUCUUUACAUUCCUCGCCGUUUUGUUGAUCUUUAUAUCAGGAGUUUCUACCCGUGAGGAAAACAACAAGAUCUUGAUCAACAUGUCUGAGCUCUCUCUGGUAGAGUUCAGCGGCAUUAUCCCCAAGAACGGCGGGAACGGCACCGAUGCUUAUCAGGUCAAGAUGUACCACUUCCUAGCCGGCUUUGGCUGGGAGUAUGCAAACGCGACCAAGAAGGAACAAACUGGUGGCUUGAUCUACACCGGCGCCGACAACCUCAAGGUACCCGAGGAUUUCCGCAGAGUCGCUGAGAAGCUCGACCUGCCCAAGUCGGACUAUCAAUGCCUCGGCCGUAGCACCGUGGACUGCACCAACCCCUUCUUCCAGCCGUGGAAGUUCAAGAGCGGCAACGACGAGUACUCGACCACGGUGCACUGGAUCUUUUGCUUCAUGGUCUUCCUGACCAUCUUCAUCACCCUCGUCAAGGAGCUCUUCAUCAGCUGUGCCAAGAGCACCAUGGGCUGCCACUGUCCCUUUGGCAAGUCGCUCUGCCCGGCCCCCAAGUGCUCCCGCGAUCGCCUCAAGUACCUGGCCCCCUCGGUUUGGGACAGCUACCGAUGCUACUGGUACACCUUCUCGGCCAGCAUGACCAUCGCCUGCGCCACCACUUUGACCGUUCGCUCCCACUUCCUGGCCAAGGAUCUCAGGGACCGCAAGAUCGCCUCUGCUCAGAUCGGCCGCGGUUUUCUAAUCAUCAUGUGGGGAGCCGCCAUCGUCAUGACCGUUGGCGCGCUGCUCAUGUACAUCAGCAGGGCCCUCAACAGGCGUUCCGAGCGCGGCCUGACUUUCCCCUCUCCAGAAAAGAGCCCUGCCUUUGUCCCCGUCACGCAAUUCCAGCCCACCCAUGGCUACCCGCCGCAGCCACAGGUCUUCAACCAGGCCCAGCCCGUCCAGCAGCCGGUGUACAGCCAUCAGCCCCAGUGGAAGCAGACGUCGCAUGUGAAUGUUCAUUAGGCGUCACACGGUACCUGCAAGAGUCAAACUGUGCUCGGUUGACGUGUUGUUCAAGAUAUGUACGCAUAUCGAGGAGAGCUCCGACUUUGCAGAGGUUUGAAUGGCUCUAGCAUCAUUCUGCAAAGAUACAGCAAUCUUCAAAAAUUUCUCCUUCAUUCUUGGCCUGGUCAAGCGUUUCGUUGUUUUUGACGCAAAAAGUUUCGGGCAUGGGUUCAGGGUAGAUUCUUUUAUAUGGCGUCUCAGAAUGUUCAUUUGAUGAGCUUUGUGUUGUCGUUACAGUUUUGAUUCGGAUGGCGGUUCGCUAUCAUGCCCUAUACCCCCAAGUCGGUGUUCUCGUAUUUUAUAGCUUUAGUUGAACAGUUCACUUCGGUUUCAAUGCAUUGCUUUACUUUGACUGAAAUACGAUCAUCUCCGUUGUAAUGACCUACCAUUUACACCAUCGUUUUCAGUCUUGAGGCUUUCCUAAAUACGAAAGAGCUCCUUUAGGAACGGCGCAUAUAUUUGAGUAUCAUUUUUACUGGGGCUCUGGGGUGAUUUGCUAUAGAGCUUAUGUAAAUCUUCUUCCUUCCAUCUUUACAUAGCAGAGCAAUCCUACCUCCCCG
Pyricularia grisea is the source of this 1994-nucleotide messenger RNA. RefSeq lists its product as uncharacterized. The transcript has 2 exons. NCBI's taxonomy places the organism in Eukaryota, Fungi, Ascomycota, Sordariomycetes, Magnaporthales, Pyriculariaceae. The record is from RefSeq and is a predicted model, not a curated record. Bases 307 to 1392 code for a protein of 361 amino acids.